GUGGAAUUAAAUAGGCGCGUAUCUCACGUGACCGCGUCAGACCAAUAGCGAGCCAACCUUUGUGCCCGCCGCCAAGCUCAUCUGGAAGUACAUUUGCACGAAACACCUCGUCUUUCCGAACUUGUGUGCGUGUUAAAAAGCCCUCCAGCAUUCAGAUUCGUACAAAAUACAAAAGUGCAAUAAUUUAUUAACUUGAGUAGCCACUCAAUUUGCUUUUCGUACGGGCGGAUUCCGAACAGGAGGCGCCGGAAAAUCGCCUUGACGAGGUCGCCAUUUUGGUAAACGGAUGUGGGGAGCGAAUGUGUGUCUAGGGUUUUCGCGAAAAUAAAGGGAUUUUUCGGGGGUUUUCCUAGACAUUUUCCAUACCUCCACGUCCCGAAGUUAUCGACGAUGACGCAACAAACAAAUACAACGAACUGGGUGAUACAAGGAUCGAAUGGUCAGCCACAAAUGAUCAAGUUGGUGCAGUCAGGUGGCAAAAGUGGUAUUAUGACUACCACUACCGUAGCUGGUCAGCCAGUAAAAAUUUUCAAACCGCCUACAAACACUCCAGAUUCUUCACAGAUGUACACUACUGGUACAACAGCACAAGUUUUAAGAACUAUUGGUACCCCUAAAAUAGUUACGAAAACCGUACCAAUACACGUUGGCAACAUAGCACGAAACACGAAAACGAUAAGGCUCACACCAUCUCAAAUGCAAAACAUCAAAUUCGUCACGCCAAACCAGAAGGUGCCAGUUCAGCAAACGUGUACCACGUCCACAGCUACCACUUCAGUGCCUAUAGUGCCCCAACAGGCAUCUCCAAAAAACGCUUCACCGCCUAUUUUGACCAGGAAGAGGCCCGAUACCACAGAAAUGGAUUAUGCUCCAGAAUCAAAAAGGAGUAGAAAACCAGAAAAGCUCGGUAAAGGUCUCAGGCAUUUUUCGAUGAAAGUUUGUGAAAAAGUGAAACAGAAAGGCACGACGACAUAUAAUGAAGUGGCAGAUGAGCUGGUUGGUGAAUUCACAAGUGCUUCCAGUAACAACAGUUUGGCUGAUCAGUAUGAUCAGAAGAAUAUCAGGAGAAGGGUUUAUGAUGCGCUUAAUGUACUCAUGGCGAUGAACAUAAUAUCAAAAGAGAAGAAAGAAAUAAAAUGGAUAGGCUUACCAACAAAUUCGUUGCAAGAAUGCAGCCAGUUGGAAAAAGAAAUGCAGAAAAAGAUUUCGGUGAUAAAGCAGAAAGAGCGACAAUUGGACGAUCUGAUUCUGAAUCAGAUUGCGUUUAAGAAUUUGGCGCAACGUAAUCGAGAAAUGGAAAGGCUUCAUGGACCUCCGCCACCUAACUCUUACAUACAGUUACCUUUCAUUGUUGUAAAUACCAACAAAAAGACCAUCAUCAACUGUAGUAUCUCAAACGACAAAAUGGAGUACCUGUUUCAGUUUAACGAUAAAUUCGAAAUAAACGAUGAUGUAGAAAUAUUGAAAGCCAUUGGAAUGUUAUCAGGAUUAGAUAAAGGAGAAUGUACUUCGGAGGAUUUAGAGAGACUUAAAACCUUGAUACCUGAAUCAUUGUGGCCAUACCUGCAUAAAAUCGCAAGUGGCCAAUCAACCCUGGAAACCAUCCUGGAAGUAGCAAAAGCUGGUAAUACUUCAAUUAUCACCGCCGACGACUACGUGGAAGCCACGCUGGACGAGGAAAACUCCCGCCAGUCGUCCAGUUUCGAUGCCAUGUCUCCCAGCGCGGUAGAAUACUCUGACGAAGACGUCGAUUCGGACAUGUCCAGUGACACGGAGCUCAACUAGUGACUCUUCUGUCUUUCACUUGGGGAUCUUCGCUCACUAGGAGAACCUACGUCAAUCGUCCAAAUUAGACGCCGUCACCAAGUGCGAUGGAAUACACUUUGACGAAGACGUCGAUUCGGACAUGUCCAGUGACAUGGAGCUCAACUAGUGAUACUUCUAUUUAUGUACUUUGGGAUCCUUGUUUAAUAGAGUGGUCGUUGAGAUGGCUUUGGUGUUUUGGUGGAGGUGUGACGGUAUAGUCUGUAAUACAGGCGCUGGGUGGAGCUUGUAUGCAAACCAUGUUUUAUUAAUGGAUAUUAGCUGAUGAAAGAAAGAAGAAAUUAUAAUCUAGAUCUUGCUGGUCGACAUCUAAGUACCUCCAUCUCCAGAAGACAAAAAAUGUGGAAGUGACCCUUUUGAUAAUUUCAAGAAGAAAACCCAUGACAUAUUAUGUUGUGACAUAUCUCCUGACAAAAACAUUUUUUAAAAUAUAAAAAUAUAGUUGGAGAACGAAAUAUUUUACGCAAGAACGAUGCGGUUCACCGUAUCGUCGGAGCUAAGCAGCGUCAGGUGCGGUUAGUACUUGGAAGGGUGACCGCGUAUGGGUACUUCUUUUUUGUUUUCAAUUUUCAAAAUCUUCAGUAAUGUGUGAUACACUUUUAACUUUUGUUACCACUAGUUCAGAUUUUUUAUCGAUAAUACAUACCUUUAAUACAAGGAUUGCUUGUAAUUCCUUGGGUAUUAAUUUAAUAUCUCAAUGAUUGCAUGCCCAUUUAUAAAAUUUAAUGAAAAUAAGACAUCUCAAGUGCCAUCCAUCUUUUACCGUAUAUUUGUAAUUAGUUAAAUAACCUCAUACAACUUGUCUAAGUUUUACGUCGAGACUUGGAAAAUGAUGGUUAUAUUCAACCCGACCCUUUAAGUAAGCCACACACUGUGAGACUUGCCUCGAGGUACGUCGCGAGGCGAGGUCUCAUGAUAUCGGCAGACGUCAGUCCCCAGUCACUCGUCACCCCACACCUUGAGACAGUAUCGCAGACGGUAUCACACAGUUCGCUAUUUUUUUGAGAGUGAAUAUAAAAUGGCCUUUCAUGAAUAUUCAAAAAAACAAAAAGUUGCACUUGGUGUUGCCAUUGGUUUGGUACUAUUCGAGGAAAAACAGGAAAAAAGAAAAUGGUCAAAGAAUUGGUUUCUUGAAAGGAAGAAGUUCUCUCACAUGCCACUUUUAAAAGAAUUGCAGCAAAAAGAACCCAAAGAUUUUUUGAACUAUUUGCGUAUGAACGAAAAACAAUUUAAUUUUCUUUUAAAUUUAAUCCGGCCAGACAUUGAAAAGAAAAAUACUGUAUUAAGAGAAGCGGUAUCAGCUGAAGAGCGAUUGGUCGUUACUCUUAGAUAUUUAGCUACUGGUCGAAAUUAUGAAGAUCUGAAAUUUUCCUGUGCUAUUUCUCCACAGUUACUGGGUGAAAUUAUUCCAGAAACUUGCUGGGCAAUAUACAACGCUUUAAAGGAAAAGUAUUUGAAGGUACGUUUUUAUAAUAUACUUUUUAUUAUUUUAAAUGCAAAACAUAUUAAACAUUAAACUUAGCUAAUGCUGUCAAAAAAUACUUAUAAUUCAGUAAACGAGUAGUAAUACAGUUAACGUAAUAUUCCAGUGGCAGAACUAGUCUUGGAAGUUUUCAUAAUAUGAAUAAAUAUCUCCCUGUGCAGUUGGUUGUUGAGGUUGCUGCUCAGAUUGCUGUACUGUAUAAGCUAUAUUGGAAAAAGUAUUACUCGGUUCCACAUGGGUGCGGGCCUGUCGUACUUCAAAGUUUUCAUUUAACUUAUUCAGUUUGCCGUAGUACAUUACAUCAUUUAUAAGCUUUUCUGCAAUUACUCUCUGAUUAGAUGUCAUUUGCUUUAAAUCAGAAGCAAAUUUUUUUCCUGCUAUGUCGCAGGGAUUUUCAGGUUCCGCACAUGUAGGGGGUUUAGACAAAGCCCUAUGAGCUAGUUCCACAAGUUCAUUUUUUUUCUCCUCCAUUCCUUUUUUUCUUUUUAAUAUUUUAGUUCCUAGUGUUGGAGUUGAUGUUGAAGCCGAUGAACUUGGCCUAGUAGUACUUGGUAAAGAUUCCGAGUGAGCAGGAGGAGAAAAAGCGUUAUCAUAACUGUCCUCAUCUCGAACAUUGUUUUGAUUCUAAAACAAAUAAUUAUUAUUAAUUCAAACAAUUUAAUACUACUUUUUUAUUACAGUUUCCAUCUUCCGAGGAAGAAUGGCGCGGGGUUGCAAAGGAGUUCGAAUGUUUGUGGCAAUUUCCCAAUUGCGUGGGUGCGAUCGAUGGAAAACACAUACAAAUAAAAAAACCUAGAAACAGUGGUUCAUAUUAUUAUAAUUAUAAAGGAAACUUUAGUGUUGUGCUAAUGGCAAUUGCAAAUGCAAAAUACGAAUUUAUAAUGGUUCAUUGUGGGACCAAUGGUAG
Acanthoscelides obtectus is the source of this 4214-nucleotide messenger RNA. NCBI's taxonomy places the organism in Eukaryota, Metazoa, Arthropoda, Insecta, Coleoptera, Chrysomelidae. The record is from the annotation of a GenBank genome assembly.